Messenger RNA from Pongo pygmaeus (Bornean orangutan), 800 nucleotides. It is a transcript of the gene RPL39L, whose product is annotated as ribosomal protein L39 like. The record is from RefSeq and is a predicted model, not a curated record. Gene Ontology annotation, cellular component: cytosolic large ribosomal subunit; ribosome. The transcript has 3 exons. Bases 447 to 602 code for a protein of 51 amino acids. Lineage: Eukaryota; Metazoa; Chordata; Mammalia; Primates; Hominidae. Gene Ontology annotation, molecular function: structural constituent of ribosome. Gene Ontology annotation, biological process: translation.
CGCCCUAGCAUCCGGGGAAAUCGCCGCCCUAGCAUCCGGGGAAAUCGCCGCCCUAGCAUCCGGGGAAAUCACCGCCCUUGCAUCCGGCGCGCGGCGGUUGAAUUGGUGCGCGCAGCGAGGCAACCGCCUACGAACGCCAGUUGGGGGCGAGGCGUCUCGGAUACUGAGAGACACCAAGGCCUCAGCGACAAAGUGGCUGCAGCUAGGCCGGGGGCGUCAGGACGACGGAGCGGGUUCGGGUCGGUGACACGCAGACCUGAGGGAGCUGGGCCCGCCUUUUCCGCCCGCGCCCCAGGCCCUUGCAGAUCGAGAUUUGCGUCCUAGAGUGGGAAAAAAGCAGAGGCCAGGGCGCCGAUUUUAUUUGGAGAGAAGCAAGCAUCUCUGCCUCUUUGGAGGAGGAAAUUCAGACUUGAAAAAGUGGUGUACGGUUGACUCUGUUUCUCGCCAUGUCUUCUCACAAGACUUUCACCAUUAAGCGAUUCCUGGCCAAGAAACAAAAGCAAAAUCGUCCCAUCCCCCAGUGGAUUCAGAUGAAACCUGGUAAUAAAAUCAGGCACAACUCCAAAAGGAGGCAUUGGAGAAGAACCAAGCUGGGUCUGUAAGGAAUUGCACAUGAGAUGGCACACAUAUUUAUGCUGUAUCAAGGUCACGAUCAUCUUAACGAUAUCAAGCUGAAAAUGUCACCACUAUCUGGACAGUUGCACAUGUUUUACUGGGAAUAUUUUUUUCUGUUUUUCUGUAUGCUCUGUGCUAGUAGGGUGGAUUCAGUAAUAAAUAUGUGAAAGCUUUUGUUUCAAAAA